AUGAAUGUGUCAGAAGCCAGCACAGUGACUGAAUUCGUACUUCUGAGUUUCCCCUGCUCCAGAGAGGUUCAGAUCUUCCUCUUUAUGCUGUUCUCUGUGGCCUACAUCCUGACACUUAUGGGAAACAGGGCCAUUGUCUGUGCAGUGAAGCUAGACCACAGGCUCCAUACCCCUAUGUACCUUCUGCUGGCCAACUUCUCAUUCCUGGAGAUCUGCUACAUCAACACCACUGUUCCCAAUAUGUUGGGAAACUUCCUAUCUGAAACCAAAACCAUCUCUUUCACAUCCUGCUUCAUCCAGUUUUACUUCUUCUUCUCCUUUGGCAUCACUGAGACAUUCUUAUUGCCGCUGAUGGCUUUUGAUCGAUACUUGGCUAUCUGCCAGCCUCUCCACUAUCCUACCAUCAUGAGCAGUCGGUUCUGCCUAAACUUGGUGUCCAUGUGCUGGGUGACAGCCUUUCUCUGCUAUCCAGUUCCUAGCUAUUUUAUUGCUCAACUCCCCUUCUGUGGCCCCAAUACCAUUAACCACUUUGUCUGUGACCCUGGUCCUCUUCUGGCUUUAUCCUGCAUCCCUGCACCUGGAAAGCUUUCCUGCUCUUUGUUGAGCUCACUUAUUAUCUUCAUCACCUUCUUCUUCAUCCUUGCAUCCUACAUCCUGGUCCUCAGGACAGUGUUUUGUGUCCCUUCAGCAGCUGGCAGACGUAAGGCCUUCUCUACCUGUGGGUCCCACCUAGUUGUGGUGUCUCUGUUCUACAGGACCAUCAUGGUAAUGUACAUCAGCCCAAAUUCUGGAAAUCCAGCUGGAACACAGAAGAUUGUCACCUUGAUCUACUCCUCAGUGACCCCACUCGUAAACCCACUGAUCUACAGUCUCCAGAACAAGGAUGUGAAGGCUGCCUUAAGAAAAAUUAUGAUGCGCACAAAAACUACUCAAAAUUACUGA
Messenger RNA from Castor canadensis (American beaver), 942 nucleotides. Lineage: Eukaryota; Metazoa; Chordata; Mammalia; Rodentia; Castoridae. The record is from RefSeq and is a predicted model, not a curated record.